AGGCGAGUGAGAAAACUCGACCGUCACUCCUUUUGUCGUGAUCCAAGCAGGAACCAAGCAACACUCGUUCUCUCUGAUCUCUUCGAACUAGUUCCAUUGUCACCGUUUCCCGCGACACACGUCCUAUCGUUGAUAUAUCAGCCUCUACUCCCUUCCGGAUAAAAGUAUCUUCUUAUUGAUAACAUCAUAAUAGCACACAAUCACAGUUUAUUACGAGCAACCUAUUACAGACGCGCACAGUUAUCUUAUCGCGAAUAGAAUAGAAUAUCUUUCGAUCGAAAAGAUUUCUGAUCAUCAGUUUAGAUCUGAUUUAGAUUCGCUCGAUCACGAUCCUCUCAGUAUCCUCUCUGUUUCUCACUGGCUUAACCCUACCUUGCGCCUAAUGUGUCACGGCUAAACUUAGUUUUGCACGAAAAUUCGCCGGUCCAUUCUGCCUAACCGCCGCCUCCACCUCCUCCACCACGAGGCAGCGAGGUCGCAGCGGCCGCCUCGAUCAUCACCGCGAUCGUGUAUAUCGUUAUAGUCUAUCGCCGAUAUCGAGGAACGAUUUAACGCAACGCUAAACGAGAACUCGCCGAGCGGACCAUAACAAUUGAAUCGUUUGACCCGUUUUAAUUGGCAAGUUACACCGCUGCGAAUGGGAUACUCGCCAGUAAACCGAGCUCUGACUAGUUCACAGUGUCGUGGAUCCUAUCAGAGAGGAAUCAUCGAGUGCGUUCGUUAGUUUACGCGAUAUUCGCGCGAACUAAUUUGCGGAGACCAGUUUUUUCGACUCGAGGAUAAAAAAAAAAAAAUAAAGAACCAGAAGAGGAUCGAAAUAAUAAUAAGUUCUCGAAACUUUGUUCAUCGGAAUCGCUGAUUUUGAGCGUGUAAUCGGUCACUUCGUUCGACGGUUAGGUCGAUUCUUCUUUUUGUCUCCUUCUUAUCUGGUAGUACGCACAUAGUACAUUCGAGAAAAUGAUGACGAACAAUGGAAGCAACGGGAAAAUUUCAACCAUAAGCGUGAGGACCGAGAAUAUGGAUGAAACGGCGGACAUCGAUAAAGCGAUCAUGGCAACAGGCUUCGGCAAGUUUAACGUGUUGCUGUUCCUUGCUGCGUUGCCGGUUGCGUGGACUGGCAUCUUCGACACCACCACGACAGCUUUCAUGAUUGCUUCCGCCGAAUGCGAUCUCCGGCUCACUUACUUUCGCAAAGGUGUUCUCGCCGCCUUUCCGUUCUUAGGGAUGGCAUUGACCAGCUUCCUGUGGGAUUAUCUAACACCGUACAUCGGCACGCGAAACUUAUUCGUCCUCGGUCUCCUGGUGGACUCUGUCCUAAACAUACUUGCCACCGCAAUCAAUUCCUACUACGCGUUUCUGGCCAUCAAAUUUUUCAACGGUGUUCUCGCGGGAGGCCCGUUCUCGAUGGUGACGGGAUAUCUAUCUGAAUUUCACUCGGCAAAGUACAAGGCCAAUUUUACCAGAUGGGGAGGUCUCGCGGUAAACGCGGCCAUUAUAGUCCCGGCAAUAAUCGCCUUUCUGAUCUCUCCUUUGUCGUUGAACGUCAAUGUGUUCAACAAACGGUACACCACUUGGCAGAUUUACCUGUUGAUCUGUUCGAUCGUUCCGGUUUUGGGCCUCAUUACGGCUAGCACAUUGCCCCAAAGUCCGAGAUAUCUUGUGAAUAUUGGUAAAACCGAUGAAGCUUUGAAGUUACUCAGGACAAUGUACUCCAUGAAUAAAAAGAAGCCUGCCAACACGUUUCCGAUUAAAGCAUUGCUCGUAUGGGAGAACACACCGCUAUCUCGUCACUCCUUGUUCAAAGCGAAUUCCGAAAAAAUACGGCUCGCCUAUUACAACACUAAACUUUUAUUCACCUCCCCGUAUUUGCGCGCCGUUACUUUCCUCAAUUUUCUUCAAUUCGGUAGCAUGUUGGGAUUCAACACUAUGAGACUCUGGGUACCGCAUCUAUUCAUCAUCCUGAAUAAUUUCGAUGACGAGAGAUGGACCAAAGAUAGAGCGCCGACUAUGCGCGAAAUGUUAGAUCGUCGUAUGUCGGUGCCGGCCAAGAACUAUUUAAAUUGCCCAGAUUUCGAUAGCAUCUGCUUAACGUGGAAAAUCAAUGCUGUGAUAUAUCAAAAUUCCGCCAUUAUUGCAUUGUCGGCUGUUACAUUCUCGUUUCUCGUUGGAACUAUAACCACUUCGAAAUUUAGAAAGAAAGCAAUCAUGCUUAUCGCUUUCCUUAUAUCUGUGAUAAGCAGUUUCGGAAUGAAUUGGGCGCAAUCUCCUCCUUAUAUGCUGACAUUUGCAGCCGCCAUUAUCGUAACGACAAGAAUAACGGGUAACAUCGUUACUGCUCUUAACAUCGACAUUAUUCCUAUUCCAUUAAGGUCUACCAGUUUAAGCAUGCUAGUUGCCGUUGGAAAUAUAGCAGCUGUUUUAGGAAAUUUUAUAUUCUCCGCGCUAUUAGAAGUGGAGUGUUUAAUCGGUUUCAUGGGAAUAGGUUGCCUGUUAUUCGCUUGCUUUUGCUUGUCUUUCUUUCAUCCAAGACCGGUUAGACCGUUAUAGAAAAGUCACAUUGUAUCCAAUCCGUAAUGCAUUAACGAAACGAAACGAAAGGAAAGGAAACAACGCACACUCUUCACCAAGUUCUCCAAGUUCGAUACUGUGAGAAGAUAGCCAUAUUGUGUGCAACUGUGAUAUCUUUGCAAUCCGUUUCGAAGUUCUAUUCGGAGCCUAGAUAGAUCGUAUUUUUCCAUCCACGUUCCUCGUAUCAUACAAAUCGAAUGAUUUUAAUUUGUUUAUAUUAUGUAAAUAUAGAGUUACUAAGAAAUAUAGUAUUUUUCUAAUUAACUGUA
Messenger RNA from Apis dorsata (giant honeybee), 2837 nucleotides. RefSeq names its product synaptic vesicle glycoprotein 2B-like. Gene Ontology annotation, cellular component: membrane. Gene Ontology annotation, molecular function: transmembrane transporter activity. The coding region runs from base 958 to 2547 and encodes 529 amino acids. Lineage: Eukaryota; Metazoa; Arthropoda; Insecta; Hymenoptera; Apidae. The transcript has 12 exons. Gene Ontology annotation, biological process: transmembrane transport. The record is from RefSeq and is a predicted model, not a curated record.